AUGUUUUUCGAGCAGUUACAGACGUUUCUUAGGCGAUUUAAUGAAUGGGAACAAAUCGCCUACACCUCAGUCUACGUGAUUAUCUCCAUUCUCGCGUUGAUCGGCAACGGACUGGUAAUUUUGGUUGUUCUUUGGAAACGGGAGAUGCGCACGAAUCGUAACGUUCUCAUUGUAAAUCUAGCUUUAUCGAAUUUGGUCCUUGCACUUAUCAACAUUCCGUUUUUAUGGUUACCUUCUAUCGAUUUCGAGUUUCCCUAUUCACGUUUUUUCUGCAAGUUCGCAAACGUCCUUCCAGGAAGCAAUAUUUAUUGUUCAACUCUUACAAUAUGUGUAAUGGCAAUUGAUCGAUACUAUUCUGUAAAGCAGCUCGAAGUUGCUUCAAAACGACGACAGUGCAUGAAAGCUGUUUGUAUCUCUCUGUUAAUAUGGAUUAUCUCAUUCUUCCUCUCUCUUCCGCUUCUUCUUUAUUAUGACACCACCAUGCUGUACGUUGUCAAGGAUGUGAAUGUCUUUGACGAGAGAGGUGUGCUGAUGCCGCGCAGCUACGGAUGGAGACAGUGUCGUCUCGCACCACCACAAUCAACGACUGUUGUAAUGAGUGGGCAGUUAAAUAACUUUCUAUGGGUUAACGUAAGGACUGUAGUAGACAAGCUCACGUUGGAUGUGGAUAAAGAUUUCACUAAGAACUCUGUUUUCCAGCUGCUGACAUCAGUGCUUCAAGUUUUUUCGCUGUAUAUUGUGCCACUUCUUCUGUUAUCGAUAUUCAACAUGAAGCUGACACGGUUCCUCAAAACGAACGCCAAUCGAAUGGCGAGAAACCGAUUGGACAACAGGCGGUGGCGAACUGAACAGCUGAACAGAAAAAACUGCGAAUUAAGUCAAAGCAAAAUCCGGUCACAUUCAAAUAGUUCAAUACGAAGCUCAAUAACGGAACGAGCCUGCGAACGACGAACGAGCAGAACGACAUCACUUCUCAUAGCUAUGGCAGGAAGUUAUGCAGCCCUUUGGUUCCCAUUUACACUCAUUUCUCUCUUACUUGACCUUGACAUAUUAUACGUGGAAUCACAUGUCGGCAUUAUCGAACGCAUUGACCAAACCUGCAAAAUGGUGUCGAUGCUGUCGAUCUGUGUCAACCCAUUUCUUUAUGGGUUCUUGAAUACCAAUUUUCGCCGUGAAUUUUACGAAAUAUACUCCCGGUAUGUGAUUUGUUCGGCAAAAACUACAGGUCAGGCACUACUCACACAUAAUCGCCCCACAAGGUGA
This is a messenger RNA of Angiostrongylus costaricensis, 1263 nucleotides long. Lineage: Eukaryota; Metazoa; Nematoda; Chromadorea; Rhabditida; Metastrongylidae. The record is from the annotation of a GenBank genome assembly.